Molecule: messenger RNA, 1914 nt
Organism: Vicia villosa (hairy vetch)
Lineage: Eukaryota; Viridiplantae; Streptophyta; Magnoliopsida; Fabales; Fabaceae
Product: glucose-1-phosphate adenylyltransferase large subunit 2, chloroplastic-like
Exons: 14
Coding region: 136-1689 (517 amino acids)
Biological process (GO): glycogen biosynthetic process
Molecular function (GO): glucose-1-phosphate adenylyltransferase activity
Source: RefSeq, a predicted model, not a curated record
AAAGUGAGAGCAAGGGUCAUGUUGAGUUCAAGAAUCACUCAUAGAAAUUUGUAGAGCCAUUGCUGAGUCACUGACAGAGAAACAAACCGAGUUUGUCUCUGCACGCUUCUCGUGAGUCACCAUUCUUCUUCCUCCAUGGAUUCAUCAACACUCUCAACUCUUACUACAACUCUUUCUAGAACCAGAAACACUGUUUUCUUAGGUGAAACUUCAAGAUUCUGUACCAUUCAAUCACCCAAAACUUCUCAAUCUCGCUUCAUUCUUAGAAACUUCAAGCCUACAACAACUCAUGCUGUUCUCACUACAGGGAUCAAUGAUUUUGAAGAAUCCACGACUUUUCAAGAUGGACCCUAUUUUGAUACUCCUAAAGCUGACCCUAAAAGUGUUGCUUCAAUCAUUUUGGGUGGUGGUGCUGGAACUCGCCUUUUUCCUCUUACUAGCAAAAGAGCUAAACCUGCUGUUCCAAUUGGAGGGUGUUAUAGGCUUAUUGAUGUUCCUAUGAGCAAUUGCAUCAACAGUGGGAUUAGGAAAAUAUUCAUCUUGACACAGUACAAUUCUUUCUCCCUCAACCGGCAUUUGUCUCGCGCGUAUAAUUUUGGAAAUGUUUCUACUUAUGGGGAGGGUUUUGUGGAGGUAUUGGCUGCGACUCAAACGUCUGGAGAAGCUGGGAAGAAGUGGUUCCAAGGGACAGCGGAUGCUGUGAGGCAAUUUUUAUGGGUUUUUGAGGAUGCUAAGACUAAGAAUGUUGAGCAUAUAUUGAUACUUUCCGGUGAUCAUCUUUACCGGAUGAACUAUAUGGAUUUUGUCCAGAAACACAUCGACACAAAUGCUGAUAUCACAGUUUCAUGUCUUCCCAUGGACGACAGUCGAGCAUCAGAUUAUGGGUUGAUGAAAAUUGACGGAACGGGACGGAUUAUACAGUUUGCGGAAAAACCUAAAGGAUCAGAUUUGAAAGCAAUGCGUGUUGAUACAACGGUUCUUGGGUUAUCUCCCGAAGAAGCAAAGGAACAGCCUUAUAUUGCAUCUAUGGGUGUCUACGUGUUUAGAACCGAGACCCUACUUGAACUAUUAAAAUUGAACGGUUCUACUUGCAAUGACUUCGGAUCUGAAAUUAUCCCGUCAGCUGUUAACGGGCACAAUGUCCAGGCCUUUUUGUUCAAUGACUACUGGGAAGAUAUUGGAACCAUAAAGUCCUUCUUUGACGCAAAUCUGGCCCUAACAGAACCGUAUCCAAAGUUUCAAUUCUAUGAUCCAAAGACACCUUUCUUCACUUCCCCAAGAUUCCUACCACCCACUAAAGUAGAAAAAUGCAAGAUUGUGGAUGCAAUUAUUUCUCAUGGUUGCUUCUUGAGAGAAUGUAGUGUUCAACAUUCUAUUGUUGGAAUCCGCUCCCGUUUGGAGUCUGGUGUGGAGCUUCAGGAUACCAUGAUGAUGGGUGCUGACUACUAUCAAACUGAGGCUGAAAUUGCAUCUCUGCUGGCAGAAGGAAAUGUCCCAAUUGGUGUUGGAGAAAAUACCAAAAUCAGGAAUUGUAUCAUCGAUAAGAAUGCAAAAAUCGGAAGAAAUGUUAUCAUUACAAAUGCGGAUGGUGUUGAAGAAGCAGAUAAAACUAAAGAAGGAUUAUACAUUAGGUCCGGCAUCACUGUUAUUUUGAAGAAUGCAACUAUUAAAGACGGAACAGUUAUCUGAAGCACUUCAAAUUAUCCGGUCGAUCUCUAGAGUUUAGAUAUAAACUUGAGUACAAUAGUUAGUUUGUCGGCACUUACGUAGUUGAAAUACCUAGAGUACUCAAUUUAAGAAAGCGACGUUUGAAAAACAUGCGUAUUAAACUAGUAAACAACAGAAUCCGUGCGGUUCCACAUGUAUCUUUAUAGUUUUCUGAAUAAAAGUUUAUCAUCAGCUUCUUAAUAUAAA